Ananas comosus (pineapple) is the source of this 1786-nucleotide messenger RNA. Its product is annotated as ATP sulfurylase 2-like. The record is from RefSeq and is a predicted model, not a curated record. Gene Ontology annotation, biological process: sulfate assimilation. The transcript is spliced from 5 exons. The coding region runs from base 78 to 1577 and encodes 499 amino acids. NCBI's taxonomy places the organism in Eukaryota, Viridiplantae, Streptophyta, Magnoliopsida, Poales, Bromeliaceae. Gene Ontology annotation, molecular function: sulfate adenylyltransferase (ATP) activity; adenylylsulfate kinase activity.
UUUUUUAGCCAACACAAGAGGAUCUCUCUCUCUCUCUCUCUCUCCUCGUCUCACACUUUCUCUCUCCUCCUCCUCCCAUGGCGAACCCCAUUUGUACCCCCAAAUCCCACCACCGUACCCUCUUCUUCCACCCACUCUCCCCCUCUUCUCCCUCCCCAAGGCGUCAUUUUUGCCCCUCCCUCUCCCUCCUCCCCCGAAACCCACCUCCAUUGUCGAACCCUCUCCUCAACUCUAACCCCUUCGUCCCCUUCCUCCACCCUCCUCCUUCCUCGCGGGCGCCAAUGGCGGCGGCGGCGGCGGCUUCGUCGUCGCCUCCGCGCGUGCGGAGCUCCUUGAUCGAGCCCGACGGCGGGGAGCUAGUGGACCUGGUGGUGCCCGCGGCGGAGCGCGCGGCGCGGCGCGCGGAGGCGGCGGCGCUGCCUAGGGUUCCGGCGGGGGCGGUGGACGUGGAGUGGGCGCACGUGUUGGCCGAGGGGUGGGCGAGCCCGCUCCGGGGCUUCAUGCGGGAGCGCGAGUACCUCGAGUCCCUGCACUUCAACUCCAUGCGCCUCCCCCAUGGCCCCCGCGUCAACAUGUCGCUCCCCAUCGUCCUCGCCAUUGCCGACGACGUCAAGCUCUCCAUCGGCGACAGCCCCCACGUCGCGCUCCAGGGCCCCUCCGGGAACAUCUUCGCUAUCUUAAGGAGCAUUGAAAUAUACAAACACAACAAAGAAGAAAGAAUAGCUAGAACAUGGGGGACGACAGCUCCGGGAUUACCUUAUGUCGAGGAGUUCAUAAUCCCGGCCGGGGAUUGGUUGAUCGGCGGGGACCUCGAAGUGUUGGAACCAAUCAAAUAUAACGAUGGUCUCGAUCACUACAGGCUCUCGCCAAAAGAACUUAGAACGGAAUUCGACAGACGCAAGGCGGAUGCUGUAUUUGCCUUUCAGUUGAGGAACCCUGUACAUAACGGCCACGCGUUGCUGAUGAAUGAUACGAGGAGGCGUCUUUUGGAAAUGGGCUACAAAAACCCUAUUUUGUUACUUCAUCCUUUGGGCGGUUUUACUAAGGCCGACGAUGUGCCCUUGCCCGUGCGGAUGGAGCAGCAUAGCAAGGUUCUGGAAGAUGGAGUUCUUGAUCCUGAGACUACAAUUGUAGCAAUAUUCCCUUCUCCUAUGCAUUACGCGGGCCCGACGGAAGUACAGUGGCACGCUAAAGCUCGGAUUAAUGCCGGAGCUAAUUUUUAUAUUGUAGGCCGCGAUCCUGCUGGGAUGAGUCAUCCGACUGAGAAGAGGGACUUGUACGAUCCCGAUCACGGGAAAAAAGUCUUAAGCAUGGCUCCUGGUUUAGAGAAGCUGAAUAUAUUGCCCUUCAGGGUGGCAGCGUACGACCUGAUGGCAAAGAAGAUGGCAUUCUUCGACCCUUCGCGAUCUCAAGAUUUUCUUUUCAUCUCAGGAACCAAGAUGAGAACAUAUGCAAGAAAUGGAGAGAGCCCUCCCGACGGCUUCAUGUGCCCCGGAGGGUGGAAGGUACUCGUCGACUAUUACAACAGCUUGCAAGGCGAAGAAUCAGGAAAGCAAUCGGCCGUAACCGCUGCUUAAUCUACGAGUUUGCGACAAGUUAUCAACAACUCUAAAAACAUAGAAUUGUUGAUUCGAGGCGAAUCAUUUUUUUCAGGUUAAAUCUAUUUUACAAAAUUAAAGGUCCUUAAAGAGUAGAAUAAAGGUGAGAGGAAAUUUUUUAGUUGUAAUCAUGCACUCAUUUGUUCAACAAUUGUUCAUCAAUAAAUAGCUCUUUUAUCAUGCUUCUU